AGAAACACUUCCUGGACCCAUUAACGUUAAUAAAACCAAACAAACUUUAUAAUGUCUUUGCAGAGUGUCAACACGGUCGCAAGUUACCGUUUCGUCGCGGUUGCUGGGAACAACCUAUUUUUCUUUUGUUUUGUUGAUUUGAGGUUUUAAAAAUGGAAAUUUGUUUUUUUUUCUCGGCUAUCUGCAACCCUACAUUAACUAGCUAGUAGAGGAGGUGUUGAUCCCCAGGUUUGUGUUUACAAAGAGAGAGAGACCGGGGGGGGGUGGAUGAAAAACAACCCGUUCGUUAUGGAGUAACUAGCUAACAGUAUCUAGUUUUAGGUGUGGACGGUACUACAGACAGAGAUAACAUUAAACCCAGCUAGUUAUGGCCAUGUCGUUGAUGCAGGCCUGCCGCAGUUUAGCUCAAUCUACAUGGCUCCUGUCGUUUUGUUUCGUUCACCUCCUCUGUUUGGACGUUACCGUCGCSGAGAGAGAGGAAUGGUACACCGCCUUCGUUAAUAUCACCUACAUAGACCCGGUCACCUCUGAAGUCCGGACGGAGAAAGCAGAAUACGGCCGAUACGGGGAACACUCGCUUAAACGCGACGCAAAAGGAGUCGUGGUACUUCCUUCUCUCUCCCAGGAUAGACAAGCCUGUGAUCCCGGUACCMGGUUCGCUGUUCCGGUCCAGGGCAAUGCGUGGAUAGCCCUGAUUGCCAGGGGAAACUGCACAUUUAAAGACAAGAUACGACACGCAGCGAGCCAAAACGCCACGGCCAUCGUUAUAUUCAACGUUGGAUCCAGCAACUCCAAUGAUACAAUCACAAUGCCACAUGCAGGUAUGGGUGAUGUGGUCGCCAUCAUGAUCCCCGAGCCUAAAGGUCGUGAGGUCGCUGCUCUGCUAGAGCGGAACGUCACGGUAACCAUGCACAUCACCAUAGGAACGCGUAACCUCCAGAAGUACGUGAGCAGGACGUCGGUGGUGUUCGUCUCCAUCUCCUUCAUCAUCCUGAUGAUUAUCUCUCUGGCCUGGCUCGUCUUCUACUACAUACAGAGGUUCAGAUACGCCAACGCACGAGACCGUAACCAGAGGCGCCUGGGAGAUGCAGCUAAGAAGGCCAUCAGUAAACUGCAGGUCAGGACCAUCAGGAAAGGAGACGAGGAAACGGAGUCAGACUUUGAUAACUGUGCCGUGUGUAUCGAGGGCUACAAGCCCAACGAUGUGGUCAGGAUACUACCCUGCAGACAUCUGUUCCAUAAGAACUGUGUGGACCCCUGGCUGCUGGAUCACAGGACGUGUCCCAUGUGUAAGAUAGACAUCCUCAAAGCCCUGGGCAUCGCUUUAAAUGCAGACUGUCUGGAUGACCUGCCCUUGGACUAUGAGAUGGUGGGGGGUGUGGUCCUGGAGGCUGUGGUAUCGGCGGGGUCCAGUGAGGGGACCCUCAGUGAGGGGGGGUCGGUGGUUCUAGACCCGGGGGUGCGGAGGGUGGGGCUCCCACAAGACUACCACGACCCAGACCCUCUGAGGGAUAGUCCCAUUACUGUUACUACUGACACCCACACAGGUGAACUCCUGCCCGUGACGAGCAGUGCGUCCGUGGCGUCCCUGGUGAUCGCUGUAGAAACCGGGCUGUCGGACGAAGACCUUUCACUGGAACAACCAGCCCUUACUGGGGACAACAAGUCCUGAGACCCGGGCCACACCGGGACCAGAACAAGGUCUAACCGGGGUAAGUCUGGGUUACCUUGGUUCUGUAUUGUCUUGACUAUACCUGGGACAAAUCUAACUUGGGAGAGAGGACAGAGACAUACCUGUAGGCUGGAUAAACCUGCCUGGAAUGGGUCUACCUGGAUAAACCAGCCUGGGAUGGAUAUAGCUGGAUAAACCAGCCUGGAAUGAGUCUACCUGGAUAAACCAGCCUGGAAUGGGCCUACCUGGAUAAACCAGCCUGGAAUGGGUCUACCUGGAUAAACCAGCCUGGAAUGGAUAUACCUGGAUAAACCAGCCUGGAAUGGGUCUACCUGGAUAAACCAGCCUGGAAUGGAUAUACCUGGAUAAACCAGCCUGGAAUGGGUAUACCUGGAUAAA
Salvelinus sp. IW2-2015 is the source of this 2071-nucleotide messenger RNA. It is a transcript of the gene rnf150b, whose product is annotated as ring finger protein 150b. The record is from RefSeq and is a predicted model, not a curated record. NCBI's taxonomy places the organism in Eukaryota, Metazoa, Chordata, Actinopteri, Salmoniformes, Salmonidae.